Molecule: messenger RNA, 537 nt
Organism: Chelmon rostratus (copperband butterflyfish)
Lineage: Eukaryota; Metazoa; Chordata; Actinopteri; Chaetodontiformes; Chaetodontidae
Product: transmembrane protein 229B-like
Exons: 2
Coding region: 1-537 (178 amino acids)
Source: RefSeq, a predicted model, not a curated record
AUGGAGGUGAGAGAACUAAAUGCGAGGAGAAUGAAAGGUACUAAUGACCACGGGAUUGGUGUUGUAGGUGGAGCCCCAGCAGAGCCACCUGGGAGCAUCUCAGGUCGUCCUCUCUCCGCUGCAGUCCGUCUCUACGUGUACGCCCUGCAUGGCUGCCUCUGUGAGGUGGUCUUCACUGCUGUGUGGGACUGGUGCAGCACCCAGGACAGAAGGCUGGCGGGUCACAGCAGCCUGUGGGCGCUGCCCAUGUACGCCACCGCAAUCUACCUCAUGGAGAGCCUGAGAGCCCGGCUGCUGGCAAAGCACCGCCCGCUGCCAGCGCGCCUGCUGUCCUACACCUUGUUCAUCUACCUAUGGGAGUUCAGCUGGGGGGCGGGGCUGAGGCUGCUGGGGGCCUGUCCCUGGGACUACUCAGGUUACAGGUACAACCUGGGAGGACUGGUCACACUGGAGUAUGCACUGCCCUGGGCUGUGGCGGCAUUUAUAGCAGAGCAGCAUGUGAUCAGGAACACUCUGAGGAUACGACUGCACAGCUGA